Messenger RNA from Balearica regulorum gibbericeps (East African grey crowned-crane), 1347 nucleotides. NCBI's taxonomy places the organism in Eukaryota, Metazoa, Chordata, Aves, Gruiformes, Gruidae. The record is from RefSeq and is a predicted model, not a curated record.
AUACAAACAAAAUAAUGAAAUCAAACCUUAACCACUCCCUCAAAAUGAAAUGUGAUCUUGAUUGUACGCCUCUUCGCGCUGGGUUUGCACCAUUGAAGUCUACUGUGGAGAAAACAAGACUGGAAGAAUCCUGUCCCUUGAAUUAUGAGGAAGACUUUUGUAAAAGCUGUGCUGAAGAACAUCAGAAGAUACUCCUUAGUGACUCAUACCAUGCGGCCACCAGAAAUCUAGAUCUUGAAGAUGAAGGAAGACCUGUACACAACAAAGAAAACAAACAAGUAACCCAUAGGCUUGAUGAAGGUAUCUAUGAAAUGGAGGCACUGGAAAACAGUAAAUUUAAUGAGGACAGUGGUUAUUCCUCUAUGUUAAGUAAUCAAUAUACUGAUGCAAUAGAACAUGAGGAUAGUAUACCUUUGGCUGGGAAUCUCUGUGGCACACCAAAGCAUUGUCUCAUGAAGAACCAAAACCAAGCACAGUUUUCAAAGAAGACUUUGUUGCCAGUAAUCCAUUAUGAAGAAAUGAUUUGCUCAACUUUGAAAAAAAGUGGUAAAAGAAAUCUCAAGUCUUGGGCUGCAGUAGACAGAAUUCUUUUUAGAGGAAAGGUUGAACUUUGUAACCUAAUUGGAAAGAAAAUGGGAUUAGAUAGAAUAGACAUUCUUGCUGAACUCUUCCAAAAGAACCUGAAGCAUAUAUUAGCAAACAUCUUAAGGCAUCUUGAUGAGAUGGAUUUAAUAAAUUUUGCUAAAGUCAGCACAACAUGGCAGAAGAUUCUACAAGAAGAUAAAUGGAUUUUCCAAAUGUAUAGUAAAGCUGUGAAAAACCUUUCUAAUGGCACUAAGGCACCAGAACAUGCUGCAACAAGGGAGUAUGUUCUCUACCGAGCGGCUUUAGCUUCCAUUCAAAAAGCAAUCCCACCAAAAAACUUGAGUAAAAAAGGCGCCAAAUCCAAAGCAUCUAAGAGUCACAGCAGGCUCAUGGAGUUUUCUGAGGCUGCCAAGACCUUGAGAAACACUGAAAGCCUUAAAGUCUGCCAUCGCUGUGGCUCACCUGCAAAGUAUGACUCCUAUCUACAAAGAGCAAUGUGCAAUCGUGAAAGUUGUGGCUUUGACUUUUGCACAAAGUGCAUGUGCAGCUACCACAGUUCCAGUGACUGUAUGAGCGGCAAACCAGUGAAACCCAACUCUAAGCUGGGGCCGGUUCCUGGGACUAAGAAAAGCAAACAGAAUCUACGGCGAUUGUGAUCCAUCCAUCCCAACACAAAUUGUUAGAUGUCCAUAAUAAGAGGGUUUUUUUAGGAUACGGAGUUAUCGACAAAGAAAAUUAAACAAGAAAAUGCUUUCUGCUAUU